AUGAGUCUGCUGGGGACCCCAGGGACCUUAGGGCUGGCUGGAAAUGAUGGUGGUGCUGCUAGCUCCAAAUGCCUAGGCACUGAACAAGUCAACAAGGAGCCCAAGUUUGAUGGGGCACCAAGUUGGUGUGGACUCCGUUCUACUGGCUCCCCCAUAAUGGCAGGCAUCUGCCUCAUUUGGGACCGCUGUGGGGGCCUGAGCCCCAGGUGUGAAACCUUUCUACAAAGCCUCUCCCGUUUCCUCUACUGCUCAUCACUGGCAGGCAACUGGGCCCAUCCUGAGAAACAUGGAAGUGUCCAGGCCCUGCCAGUUUGUGCUGCUUUCUGUGACCAGUGGUUUUCAGCCUGCAGAGAUGACCUGACCUGUGGCCGGAAUUGGCUCUUCCAACCAGAAGGAGGGAGUUGUGAGGGUGGCUGUCUCACCUUUGACCAGACCUUCCUGGAUGCCCGAGACCUGUGCAAUUCUGCUCUGGGAGACUACCUGGUUGCUGCACCUGCUCCCUGUCCCUGCCUUCAGCUCUCCAUCUCUGACUCGAAGCCACCUGGCCCAGAGACCCCAUUCAGCACCGCCUGCCCAGCCGGGCGACUGCCCCGACCUCGAGGGCCCCGGAACAACCGGCUCAGACGCCGCUCACUGCUCCUCCCUCCAGUGGGGUUUGGCAGUGGCAGCGGGGGCAGCGGUAGCGGUAGCGGCCCCUAG
Molecule: messenger RNA, 699 nt
Organism: Gracilinanus agilis (Agile Gracile Mouse Opossum)
Lineage: Eukaryota; Metazoa; Chordata; Mammalia; Didelphimorphia; Didelphidae
Gene: RTBDN
Product: retbindin
Exons: 5
Coding region: 1-699 (232 amino acids)
Cellular component (GO): external side of plasma membrane
Molecular function (GO): signaling receptor activity; riboflavin binding; riboflavin transmembrane transporter activity
Source: RefSeq, a predicted model, not a curated record